Drosophila serrata is the source of this 465-nucleotide messenger RNA. RefSeq lists its product as uncharacterized. Lineage: Eukaryota; Metazoa; Arthropoda; Insecta; Diptera; Drosophilidae. The record is from RefSeq and is a predicted model, not a curated record.
AUGGGCCUAGGAUAUGUUCUCUGUUUAAUUGAGCUGAGCCUAAGCCAGCCUGUGUACGUUAUCCUGGCAACAGGAGCUGGCAGGACAGUGGACUCUCAGGAGAAAGUCCUUUACCAAAACCAACUUGACCCGCAAUCCAUGGAAUCUCUUGCAUUUAUCGAUGACCACGCCAAGUUAUAUUCGCCCAACGAUUUCCUUAGUGACCUACAUAAACUCGCCAUCGGCGUUCAGAAAUUCGUGCAGGAUCCACCGAACACACUGUACAGUGCUCUCACCAAAAAGAACCACAAGAAGCAGGGUCAAAGCCAGAACCAGAGUCAGAAACCCGUGAAACACAAGGUGGUACUUGACCCCUUCGGCAAUAUUUCGCUCUUUCUGGGCUGGUCAGUCAACUUUCAGGUGACCAACAGCAUCGGCAUCAGUCGCAGUCUGGGGAGCGACCACAAUGGCUGGCCUAAGGGUUAA